Messenger RNA from Fusarium falciforme, 1446 nucleotides. RefSeq lists its product as hypothetical. The record is from RefSeq and is a predicted model, not a curated record. NCBI's taxonomy places the organism in Eukaryota, Fungi, Ascomycota, Sordariomycetes, Hypocreales, Nectriaceae. The transcript is spliced from 2 exons. Bases 1 to 1446 code for a protein of 481 amino acids.
AUGAGUGACACAGAUGCCACGAACCAGCCAAGGAGGAGCGAGCGUGUCAAGGCCACACAAACACCAAGGGCAAAGGCACAGUCUCUCCCAGUUCGGCCACCUCUGCAAAAUACCGGCUCCCCAGUGAAGCGGAGCUCCCGGAGACACAAUCCCAACGAUGACAGUACCGGCUCGACCAGUGGCUCACAGACGAGCCAUCAUUCGGCUCGUACAGACCCCGAAGCUACACCGCGGGCUUCUCGAGAUUCUAGUAACCGCGCCAACACAUCGACCACCGCCACUUCCGUCCAAUACAGCAAGUCCCUGUCCGACUAUCAAGCAAUAUUCGACAGACCCUCAUUGCCAAGCUCUCGUUCGUCACCAUCAAGACAGUCCUCGGCUUCGAAACGGUCCACCAGUCCACUGAAGAACAUGGCCUCACUUCGAGAAGCUGGAAUUGAAUAUGAUGACCUCAAAGACAACGGGGCACUACUGGGCGAUGCUGGAGAUGAACUCCACCAGGACCUCAGCGACAUUACCAUGUCAGUCGGAAUCUAUCCGGCUCAGAUUUGCGAGGAUAUUCACGUCGCCAUUGAACGCAAACAUCGGAUUCACCAACUCCAUAAAAAUACGGAUGACCCUCGCAGUCGCCAGGAUUUGCUUCAUGAGCUUUCCCAACUCCAGGAGAUCAAGAAGCUUUCAAGGCGAUGCAGUCGGGAUAUGGAAGGAGAGGCUGAGUGGAACAACGCGGUCCAUUCAGCAGUCCUGCGUCUGGCCUUUGGGCAUGACGAUUCUGAGAUCGGCUGGAGAUACAUUACGAACGCUAAGAUCGAUCCGCGAUACCUGCCAACCAUGUCUGACGGUCUCACCUCCUCGUCCAAGAUGGUCGACUUUGCCUUGUUUAUUGGCGAUGGGCAAGUCGACCAACUGCAUGAUGUAUCAACGUCACCAAGUGGCCGCCUUGAUCAGACGAUUUCCCAUUUCAUAACUGGAGGCUCUGACUCGAUUAACCACAUUUCUUACUUUGCCCUCCGCCAUCAUCCAAUCUUCCUUGGGAUUGAGACAAAGACCAUCAGCCGAACUGAGGAGGAGGCUCGAGUUCAGCUUGGUAUCUGGGUGACUGCGCACGUCAGACGCAUCUGGUCGCUGGGCAGUCUCACGUCUGCCUCCAAAGCGUCGGCUUUGAGGGGUGUGCUACAAGAGAUGGUAUUUCCCUUGAUCUAUGUCCAAUCUGCCAAGUGGAGUUUGCUGUUCGCCCGUCCCUUUUUCAAGCUGGAUGCCAAGGGGAGCGAGGUGCUUCACAUUGUCAUCUACCACGACAUCAGUCUGGGGGAAACGUCAUCCAUCGAUGGCCUUUAUCGCCUUCUUCAAGCUUUCCGGAUCAUACGCAAAUGGGGAGGCACUGUGUUUCGUGGCUGGUGGAGGAGAAUUUUUGAAAUCAUUUACGAAGCAGAUGUUUCUAGUUAA